Molecule: messenger RNA, 1500 nt
Organism: Dendroctonus ponderosae (mountain pine beetle)
Lineage: Eukaryota; Metazoa; Arthropoda; Insecta; Coleoptera; Curculionidae
Product: putative odorant receptor 92a
Exons: 8
Coding region: 150-1376 (408 amino acids)
Biological process (GO): sensory perception of smell; detection of chemical stimulus involved in sensory perception of smell
Cellular component (GO): plasma membrane
Molecular function (GO): olfactory receptor activity; odorant binding
Source: RefSeq, a predicted model, not a curated record
CAUAUGUUGUAUUCGUAUCUAGGGGAAUGUUUCUGAAUUAUUGACCAUCAAAUCAUAGCAGUAACUCCUGCAUAAUACAUCAGAAUGUCAAGUAACAUAUAUAAAUCAUUUCACCCAAUUGAUUCGAGUCCAAAAGUCCAGCAGGAAUCAUGAGGCUCCUUCAAGAAUGCGAACACUUGAAAUUCCCGAUGAUUUGUUCAGUGGCAUUCGGAUGUUUUCCCUGGGAGUUUUAUUUUCCAGACAACAAGUCCAGAAGAAGAGCCUAUGAAAUCUAUGGCAGGAUAAUGUUUGCCUAUUACAUUGUGUUCAUCUUCACAAUAUUCGUUCAACUGGUCGUCAUGCUUAAGCGGCCGGACUUUGACAUAGAUGCUGUUUGCGCCAAUAUGUGUGUUACUCUAAUUAACACUGUCACACUUUUCAGGCAAUUGGUGUUUCAUUUCAAUCCGAAAUUCAAGAAAAUAAUCCAGAAAGUCAUCGAUAUGGAGUCGCAGGUUUAUCGCAAAGGCGAUGAAAAGAUUUGCUCUAUCUACACCAAGUACGUGAAGGGAAUCAAUAAGAGCCUCAAACUCUAUUUCUGCUUCAUUGGUUCCUUGCUGGUGAUUUUUUGCGUUCGACCUCUGUUGGCCGAUCCAGUAGAGCAGCGGGUGGGCGAUGAAGUGAAACUCGUCAGGCCUUUGCCUCAAUCUUCAUGGUUUCCGAUUGAUACCGAGGAACAGUAUUUGUACGUCUACACAUGGGGCUGUAUAAACUGCAUGAUUUCCGCAUUUUUUGUUACCUGCUCCGAUUUGAUUAUGUUCGCGCUUCUCACUCAGCCAAUGGGCCAUUUGAACAUACUGCACGAAAUUUUGCAAAAUUUUGAUGAGCACAAGAGGAACUUUGCCUUGAGAAAUCAAAUAGUCAAUGACGAUAUUGCUGCCUAUUGGACAUUGGUGGAUGUUAUUAAACAUCAUAACGAAAUAAUCACGUAUGUGAAUGAGAUAAACGACUGCAUGAGUUUCGUGAUGCUUUGCGAUUUUUUGCAAAGCUCCCUUCAAGUUGCUUGCAUUCUCACUCAAGCCCUAGAGAACGAUAUCGAUGUUUUUUUGGUCCUGUUUAUGAUCUCGUUCAUUGGGUCGAUGUUUCUCAGGCUGAUUCUUUACUACCAUUAUGGAAAUGAGCUGCUCACAACUAGUCAAAAUAUUGCGCUUUCAGCCUGGCAGAGUAACUGGUACGACCAGUCGCCUCAAGUAAAAAUAAUGAUGUUUACGGUGAUUGCGCGAGCUCAAAAGCCACUAAAAUUCUACCUGGGACAGUUCGGCGUCAUGUCGCUGCAAGCGUUCAUUUCUGUUCUGCGGGCCAGCUACUCUUACAUGACCUUAAUGUAUGGGCUGAACUGAAACCAAAACACUUCACUUUUUUAGUAAUUUUAUUAACGAAAUGAAUAGUGAUCCACUAGCAGAAUAGUCUAGAUUGUAACUACACUAAAGUAACUUACCAUUAAAUCACACUAACAGGCAUCAA